This is a messenger RNA of Acipenser ruthenus (sterlet), 1723 nucleotides long. Its product is annotated as asparagine synthetase [glutamine-hydrolyzing]-like. NCBI's taxonomy places the organism in Eukaryota, Metazoa, Chordata, Actinopteri, Acipenseriformes, Acipenseridae. Gene Ontology annotation, molecular function: asparagine synthase (glutamine-hydrolyzing) activity. Gene Ontology annotation, cellular component: cytosol. The coding region runs from base 29 to 1708 and encodes 559 amino acids. The record is from RefSeq and is a predicted model, not a curated record. The transcript has 11 exons.
UCUGAGAUCUGAAUAAUCUUGUGUGACCAUGUGUGGGAUUUGGGCCCUUUUUGGCAGUGAUGAGAGCUUUGAUGUCCAGUGUUCAAACAUUAUGAAGGUUGCACACAGGGGGCCUGAUGCGUUUCGAUUUGGAAAUGUCGACGGCUUUACAAAGUGCUGGUUUGGAUUCCAUCGACUAGAAAUUGUUGACCAGUUGUGUGGCAUGCAGCCUUUGCGUCUAAAGAAAUUCCCUCAUCUUUGGCUGUGUUGUAAUGGAGAAAUUUAUAACCAUCAGCAGGUAAAGAAGCACUUCAAAUUCGAUUUUCAGACUGAAGUCGAUGGAGAGAUCAUUAUUCACCUCUACCAGAUGUGUGGAAUAGAGCAAAUGACUCGCAUGUUGGAUGGGGUGUUCGCCUUCAUCCUCCUGGACACAGCCAACCGGAAAGUGUUUUUGGGAAGAGAUACUUAUGGGGUCCGUCCCAUGUUUAAACUGCACACAGAUGAUGGUGUUCUGGCUGUGUGCUCUGAGGCAAAAGGGCUCAUUAACAUUGGCCAUUCAAUGUCUACGACCCCUCGAAUAACCCAGUUUCCCCCGGGCCACUAUGAAGUGUUUGAUAUAAAGGAGGACCAGAAAGUGAAAUUUGUGGAGCGCUUCAGAUUUCACAGCUGUAAAGACGAACCACUGCAUACCAUCUAUGACGGCUUACCCAAGCUUCCAACAGAUUUUCAAUUGGAGACUGUUACAAGCAAUAUCCGUAUCCUGUUAGAAAAUGCAGUAAGGAAGCGCUUGAUGGCUCAUAGGAGAAUCGGCUGUCUUUUGUCAGGGGGCUUAGACUCUAGCCUUGUUGCUGCACUUCUGCUGAAACUUUCUCAUGAAGAUAACUUCCAAUAUCCGGUCCAAACUUUUGCAAUAGGAACAGCAGACAGUCCUGAUGUGUGUGCAGCUCGCAAGGUUGCAGCUCACAUUGGCAGCGAGCAUCAUGAAGUGCUUUUUACACCUGAAGAUGGCAUUAAGGCCAUAGAAGAGGUCAUUUUUUCUUUAGAGACUUAUGACAUCACAACUGUGAGAGCAUCUAUUGCCAUGUAUCUGGUGUCCAAGUACAUUAAAGAGAAAACAGAUUCCGUGGUUAUUUUCUCUGGGGAAGGCUCAGACGAGCUCACACAGGGUUAUAUUUAUUUCCACAAAGCACCAUCUCCCAAAGAAGCUGCAGAGGACAGCGAGCGCCUUCUUAACGAGCUCUACAUGUUUGAUGUCCUCCGUGCAGACAGAACCACAGCUGCUCAUGGCCUUGAACUGAGGGCGCCAUUCUUGGAUCAUCGAUUUACUGCAUAUUACCUGUCAUUGCCUGAAGAGCUGAGGGUCCCAAAGAAUGGGAUUGAAAAGCAUCUUCUGAGGGAAGCUUUUAAUGGCACUGCACUCCUUCCUCAAGAGAUUCUGUGGAGAAGGAAGGAGGCGUUCAGUGACGGUGUCUGCUCAGAUAAGAGGUCUUGGUAUUCUAUGUUACAGGAGCACAUUGAAUCUCAGGUAACGGAUGACCAGCUUGAAAAGGCAGCAGAGAGAUUUCCGUUCAACGAGCCAAAAACAAAAGAGGGAUAUUUCUACCGGCAGGUGUUUGAAAAGUUUUACCCUGGCAGGGCGGAGUGGCUGACUCAUUAUUGGAUGCCCAAAUGGGUCAAUGCCACUGAUCCUUCUGCACGCACACUGCCAGUUUACAAACAGGAAAAAUAAACAGCUGAUGAUGGG